AUGGGUCAUCUUACUCAAAGUGGGGCUGUGGAUGAAACUAAAGCAGAGCAAAAUGAUGAAAAGGGAAGAGACAUAGUUUUUCUUUUGGAUGGCUCUGAAAACACCAGAAAUGAAUUUUCAGCCAUUCAAGAUUUCCUGUACAAAGUAAUAGAAAGAUUUAACAUUGGACCAAAUGAAGACAGAGUUGCUGUGAUUCAGUUCAGCAAUGUGGCACGAGCCAAUUUCUUUUUGAACUCAUUCAUGAGGAAGGAAGAUGUCCUAACAGCUGUCAGAAGGCUUUCACACAAAGGUGGAAGACCUCUGAAAACGGGUGCAGCUCUAAAAUAUGUGAAAGAAAAUGUAUUUACAGCUGCCUCAGGGAGCAGAUUCACUGCAAAUGUGCCACAAGUUCUUGUUGUUUUAAGUAAUGGACCAUCAAGUGACAGUGUGGAUUUACCUGUUGCUUCUCUAAAAGAAAGCAAUGUCACAAUAUUAACCAUUGGAACCAAAAACUCUGACCAGAAAGAAAUGGAGAAGAUAUCACAUACUCCAAUGGAGAGACAGCCACCAGGAAGGGAUGUUGUGUUCUUGUUGGAUGGAUCUGAUGGUACUAGAACUGGAUUCCCAGCUAUGCAAGACUUUGUCCAAAGAGUAGUAGAGAAGCUCAGAGUGGAUGACAACCAAGACCGUGUCUCAGUGGUUCAGUACAGCAGAGAUCCAGCUGUCAAUUUCUAUCUGAACACAUACACGACAAAAGGCGAGAUCCUUGACACUGUCAGAGGUUUGAGGCACAAAGGCGGAAGACCCCUCAACACUGGAGCAGCUCUCCAGUACUUGAGGGAUAAUGUCUUCACGGCCUCUGCCGGAAGCAGGCGCCUGGAAGGAGUUCCACAGGUCCUAAUAUUGCUAAGUGGUGGAAGGUCUUUUGACAGUGUUGAUGCACCAGCCUCUGCUCUCAAACAGCUGGGUGUCCUGACCUUUGCAAUUGGAACCAGGAGCUCUGAUAGUAGAGAACUAGAGAAGAUAUCCAACGAUCCCAAUUAUGUUCUAUCUGUGUCUGAAUUCACUGACCUUCCAAGUAUCCAACAGCAACUUCAGUCCUCAGUGGAGGCUGUGGUUAUUGAAGACACCCCAGAAACACCAACUGUACUUGUUGACACUGCCAAAAAGGAUAUUGUAUUCCUUCUGGAUGGUUCUGAUAGCACAAGGAAUGGCUUCCCUGCCAUGCGUGAUUUUGUUGAGAGAGUGGUGGAGAAACUCAAUGUGGGAGUGAAUAAAGACCGUGUCUCUGUAGUCCAGUACAGCAGAGAUGCAGAGGUCAAUUUCUACCUGAAAACAUACACCACAAGAGAGGAUAUUGUGGAUUCGGUUAGAGGGCUAAAACACAAAGGAGGCAGACCCCUCAACACCGGGGCUGCCCUCCAAUACGUUAGGGAUAACGUCUUUACAAACUCCUCCGGGAGUAGGAGCCUGCAAGGUGUUCCACAGAUGUUGAUCCUGCUAAAUGGUGGAAGGUCUUUUGACAAUGUAGAUACCCCAGCUUCUGCUCUCAAACAGCAGGGCAUCUUUGUGAUUGGCAUUGGAACCAGGAGCUCUGACAGUGGAGAGCUGAAGAAGAUAUCAUACGACCCUCGUUAUGCUCUAUCAGUGUCUGAGUUUACUGACCUCCCCAGUGUCCAAGAACAGCUCUCGUCUGUAAUGAGCACAGUGUUAGUGAGAGCUACACCCAUGACACCAAAAGAAACUGUGGAGAGACAGCCACCAGGAAGGGAUGUUGUGUUCUUGUUGGAUGGAUCUGAUGGUACUAGAACUGGAUUCCCAGCUAUGCAAGACUUUGUCCAAAGAGUAGUAGAGAAGCUCAGAGUGGAUGACAACCAAGACCGUGUCUCAGUGGUUCAGUACAGCAGAGAUCCAGCUGUCAAUUUCUAUCUGAACACAUACACGACAAAAGGCGAGAUCCUUGACACUGUCAGAGGUUUGAGGCACAAAGGCGGAAGACCCCUCAACACUGGAGCAGCUCUCCAGUACUUGAGGGAUAAUGUCUUCACGGCCUCUGCCGGAAGCAGGCGCCUGGAAGGAGUUCCACAGGUCCUAAUAUUGCUAAGUGGUGGAAGGUCUUUUGACAGUGUUGAUGCACCAGCCUCUGCUCUCAAACAGCUGGGUGUCCUGACCUUUGCAAUUGGAACCAGGAGCUCUGAUAGUAGAGAACUAGAGAAGAUAUCCAACGAUCCCAAUUAUGUUCUAUCUGUGUCUGAAUUCACUGACCUUCCAAGUAUCCAACAGCAACUUCAGUCCUCAGUGGAGGCUGUGGUUAUUGAAGACACCCCAGAAACACCAACUGUACUUGUUGACACUGCCAAAAAGGAUAUUGUAUUCCUUCUGGAUGGUUCUGAUAGCACAAGGAAUGGCUUCCCUGCCAUGCGUGAUUUUGUUGAGAGAGUGGUGGAGAAACUCAAUGUGGGAGUGAAUAAAGACCGUGUCUCUGUAGUCCAGUACAGCAGAGAUGCAGAGGUCAAUUUCUACCUGAAAACAUACACCACAAGAGAGGAUAUUGUGGAUUCGGUUAGAGGGCUAAAACACAAAGGAGGCAGACCCCUCAACACCGGGGCUGCCCUCCAAUACGUUAGGGAUAACGUCUUUACAAACUCCUCCGGGAGUAGGAGCCUGCAAGGUGUUCCACAGAUGUUGAUCCUGCUAAAUGGUGGAAGGUCUUUUGACAAUGUAGAUACCCCAGCUUCUGCUCUCAAACAGCAGGGCAUCUUUGUGAUUGGCAUUGGAACCAGGAGCUCUGACAGUGGAGAGCUGAAGAAGAUAUCAUACGACCCUCGUUAUGCUCUAUCAGUGUCUGAGUUUACUGACCUCCCCAGUGUCCAAGAACAGCUCUCGUCUGUAAUGAGCACAGUGUUAGUGAGAGCUACACCCAUGACACCAAAAGAAACUGUGGAGAGACAGCCACCAGGAAGGGAUGUUGUGUUCUUGUUGGAUGGAUCUGAUGGUACUAGAACUGGAUUCCCAGCUAUGCAAGACUUUGUCCAAAGAAUAGUAGAGAAGCUCAGAGUGGAUGACAACCAAGACCGUGUCUCAGUGGUUCAGUACAGCAGAGAUCCAGCUGUCAAUUUCUAUCUGAACACAUACACGACAAAAGGCGAGAUCCUUGACACUGUCAGAGGUUUGAGGCACAAAGGCGGAAGACCCCUCAACACUGGAGCAGCUCUCCAGUACUUGAGGGAUAAUGUCUUCACGGCCUCUGCCGGAAGCAGGCGCCUGGAAGGAGUUCCACAGGUCCUGAUAUUGCUAAGUGGUGGAAGGUCUUUUGACAGUGUUGAUGCACCAGCCUCUGCUCUCAAACAGCUGGGUGUCCUGACCUUUGCAAUUGGAACCAGGAGCUCUGAUAGUAGAGAACUAGAGAAGAUAUCCAACGAUCCCAAUUAUGUUCUAUCUGUGUCUGAAUUCACUGACCUUCCAAGUAUCCAACAGCAACUUCAGUCCUCAGUGGAGGCUGUGGUUAUUGAAGACACCCCAGAAACACCAACUGUACUUGUUGACACUGCCAAAAAGGAUAUUGUAUUCCUUCUGGAUGGUUCUGAUAGCACAAGGAAUGGCUUCCCUGCCAUGCGUGAUUUUGUUGAGAGAGUGGUGGAGAAACUCAAUGUGGGAGGGAACAAAGACCGUGUCUCUGUAGUCCAGUACAGCAGAGAUGCAGAGGUCAAUUUCUACCUGAAAACAUACACCACAAGAGAGGAUAUUGUGGAUUCGGUUAGAGGGCUAAAACACAAAGGAGGCAGACCCCUCAACACCGGGGCUGCCCUCCAAUACGUUAGGGAUAACGUCUUUACAAACUCCUCCGGGAGUAGGAGCCUGCAAGGUGUUCCACAGAUGUUGAUCCUGCUAAAUGGUGGAAGGUCUUUUGACAAUGUAGAUACCCCAGCUUCUGCUCUCAAACAGCAGGGCAUCUUUGUGAUUGGCAUUGGAACCAGGAGCUCUGACAGUGGAGAGCUGAAGAAGAUAUCAUACGACCCUCGUUAUGCUCUAUCAGUGUCUGAGUUUACUGACCUCCCCAGUGUCCAAGAACAGCUCUCGUCUGUAAUGAGCACAGUGUUAGUGAGAGCUACACCCAUGACACCAAAAGAAACUGUGGAGAGACAGCCACCAGGAAGGGAUGUUGUGUUCUUGUUGGAUGGAUCUGAUGGUACUAGAACUGGAUUCCCAGCUAUGCAAGACUUUGUCCAAAGAAUAGUAGAGAAGCUCAGAGUGGAUGACAACCAAGACCGUGUCUCAGUGGUUCAGUACAGCAGAGAUCCAGCUGUCAAUUUCUAUCUGAACACAUACACGACAAAAGGCGAGAUCCUUGACACUGUCAGAGGUUUGAGGCACAAAGGCGGAAGACCCCUCAACACUGGAGCAGCUCUCCAGUACUUGAGGGAUAAUGUCUUCACGGCCUCUGCCGGAAGCAGGCGCCUGGAAGGAGUUCCACAGGAGCUCUGA
Molecule: messenger RNA, 4464 nt
Organism: Cottoperca gobio
Lineage: Eukaryota; Metazoa; Chordata; Actinopteri; Perciformes; Bovichtidae
Product: collagen alpha-3(VI) chain-like
Source: RefSeq, a predicted model, not a curated record